CUGGAAUCUCUUCCCGGAAGAGAUUCGCUCGCCUGAACCGACAUGGGGCUGUGCUUGAGCAAACAGCGGGCGAAAGAUGGAAGCGCCGACAGUGUUAGGUCGCAUAUGGUCAGAGAGCGAAAGGGUACCAAGGUGGAGGACCUGUAUGAGACCAUCUCUGUCAUCGGGAAAGGAUCGGUGGGGAUGAUUUCGAAGGUGAAACACCGCCAAACCGGUGUGGAGUACGCCCUCAAGACUAUCCAGCUUGAGAAGAUCUCUCGUUCGAUGCUGAAGGAGAUGCGAAACGAGAUCGAAAUUCUUAAGCGGCUCGACCACCCCAACAUCAUCCGAGCAAUCGAAACGUUCGAGUCGGACAAAGAGGUAUACCUUGUGAUGCGGCUUUGCACGGGGGGCGAUCUCCACCGCCGAGCCCCGUACGCCGAAUCGGCUGUGGUCGACAUCAUCACCAAGCUGUUGUCGGCGACGUGGUACAUGCACCAGCAGGGGAUCGUCCACCGAGACCUGAAGCUAGAGAACGUGGUGUACGAGAGCACUCUGCCUGACUCUGACAUCUUCAUCAUCGACUACGGCCUUUCCAAGAUUAUCGAAAGGGACGAGGAUCGGAUGAACGAGGUGGUUGGCACCUUGUAUACGAUGGCGCCGGAGGUGCUUAACGGCGGGGUGAGUUACGACAAGUCGUGCGACAUGUGGUCGAUCGGCGUGAUAGCCUUCGUUCUACUCAGCGGUGAUAUGCCGUUCGACACCACUACCAAGCAGAGGCUCAUCAAGGCCGUAGAGGACGGGCGCUUCGAGUUCUCUGGCAGGCGGUGGAACAGAGUCAGCAGCGAAGCCAGGAGCUUCAUCCGGCACAUGAUGGUGAAGAAGCCGUCAGGGAGAUACACGGCAGGGCAAGCGUUGCAGCACAGCUGGAUUCAAGGUUGCAAGCUGUCGGACGAGCAGCGGAUGCUCUCGCCCGCUCCCACCGUGUUUGAAAAGGAGGAUCACGACCGAGUCGUGGUUUCCAUGAAGAACUUCGCUCUCUACAGCAAGGUGAAGAGGACGGCGCUGAUGCUGGUGGCCUACAGGAGCAAGCCAGAGGAAACGAAGGCGAUGCGGAGCGCGUUCAAGGCGUACGACGUGGACCAGAAUGGUCGCGUCAGCCGAGCCGAGUUCCAGAAGGUUCUGAAGAAACAGGGCUACUCCGACGCAGAGCUGGUCGGUCUUUUCGACGAAGUGGACGACGACCAUGAUGGGUUCCUGCAUUACACCGAGUUCCUCGCGGCGACGCUGGAGACAGGCGGGAAGGAGAUGACAGACGAGCGGCUCGCGGAGGCCUUCGAUCUACUCGACAUGGACGAUUCUGGGUCCAUUUCGAAGGAAAACUUGCUGGAGUUCCUGGGCAAAGACUCGAAGGGGUACGAUGUGACGCAGCUGAUCGCGGAGGCGGACGAGGAUGGCACUGGUGCUAUCAACCUUCAUGAAUUCUGCAACCACAUGCGAAAGAGGGUAAGCUCUGGAAACGAAGCUGUGAGUGACUGA
Molecule: messenger RNA, 1518 nt
Organism: Ectocarpus siliculosus
Lineage: Eukaryota; Phaeophyceae; Ectocarpales; Ectocarpaceae
Source: the annotation of a GenBank genome assembly